Sycon ciliatum is the source of this 3864-nucleotide messenger RNA. RefSeq lists its product as uncharacterized. The record is from RefSeq and is a predicted model, not a curated record. Gene Ontology annotation, biological process: cell differentiation; gamete generation. Gene Ontology annotation, molecular function: RNA binding; RNA helicase activity; ATP binding. Gene Ontology annotation, cellular component: P granule; nucleus. The transcript is spliced from 14 exons. The coding region runs from base 192 to 2744 and encodes 850 amino acids. NCBI's taxonomy places the organism in Eukaryota, Metazoa, Porifera, Calcarea, Leucosolenida, Sycettidae.
CGGGAUUUGGUUCCCUUCUUCUACAUGCGCAGUAGCUCAGUCCUUUCCACGUGCGGUCACACUGUUGUUGGCCCCUUCCCAGUCUGUUUCUGUUCCAUCUUUCCCACACGCUGGGCUGCACUUUGGCUCCUUGCACAUUGUGCUUGAGUUACAUCUUAUUCAGUUGUUUUCGGCUACUUUAAGCGGAGGCAAUGGGUGACGAGUGGGGUUCCGGAGGCGGCGGCUUCGGUAGCAGCGGUAAUGACAGUGGUUUUGGAGGAACCGAUGGCGGUUUCGGAGGUGAUGGUGGCUUCGGCGGCGGAGGACGUGGAAGAGGUCGCGGCCGUGGAGGUAGCCGUGGCGGUGGUCGAGGUGGCGACUCCAAUGGAUUCGGCGGUGGCGAUGGUGGCUUCGGCGGUGGCAGUAGCUCAGGUGGAUUUGGUGGUGGUGGCAGCAGCUCUGCUGGUGGUGACAAUAUUGUCCAGGUUCCGUCAGGUGAUGUUCGCAAGAUCAUUGGCAAGGGCGGUAGUAAGAUCAAGGAAAUCCAGGAUACUAGCGGUGCCCACGUGAAUAUCAAGAAAGACUCGGCUGGUGAAAUGACGGAUGUUGAGUUGGAAGGUGAUGAUGACCAGGUUGCUAAGGCGAAGGAACUCAUCCAGGCCUGCAUUGCUGGAGGUGGUGGCGGUGGAAGCUAUGGUGAGCCAGUCAUCAUGAACGUCCCUGCCGGUGAUGUAAGAAAGCUCAUUGGUCGCGGCGGUAGCAUGAUUCGUGAGCUGCAAGAUAACAGUGGUGCUCGAAUCAACAUCCAAAAGGACGCCGAGGGUGAUACCGUUGAGGUUGAGCUGAAGGGAUCGACUGACUCCACUGCCAAGGCAAAGGAGGCCAUCCAGCAAGUUCUUGCUGGAACUUACAAGAGCACUGGUGGUGACAGUGGCGGCUUUGGUGGCACAAGUUCCUUUGGAGCAAGUACCGGCAGUUCCUUUGGAGCAAGUACCGGCAGUUCUUUUGGAGCAGGUACCGGUAGUGGAUUUGGUGGCGGAUCUGGUGACGGCGGAUUUGGUGGUGGAUCCGGUGGUGGCGGCGGUGCAUCCGUGUCUCUGGAUGUUCCAUCUGACCGAGUUGCCAGGAUUAUCGGUAAGGGAGGCUCACGUAUUCAGGAGAUCCAAGAGGAGAGUGGUGCCCACAUCAACAUUGACAAGGACAGCGAAGGCGAAACUACCAAAGUCACGUUGGAAGGAGAUGACGAUGCGUGCCAGAAAGCCAAGGCCACUAUUAUGUCCAUCAUUGGAGAUUCGGACCGCCCCGCGGCGCCUGUGACUUAUGUCCCCCCUCCUCCGCCUGACGGCGAAGAAGAGAUCUUCAGGAAGAUUGCAACCGGUAUCAACUUUGAUAAAUACGAUCACAUUGCUGUCAAGUUCACUGGAGAGAAUCCAAAUGAACCAAUUAACUUGUUCACUGAGUCCGGUCUGAACCAGAUGCUGAUGGACAACUUGAACAAGGCCAACUACGAACGCCCCACACCAGUGCAGAAGUAUGCAAUCCCUGCUGGCAUCCAGGGUCGUGACUUGAUGGCAUGUGCCCAGACUGGUUCAGGAAAGACCGCUGCUUACCUGCUGCCUGCUAUGCAGAACAUGCUAAGUGAAGGUUUGCGAUCGCCACAACUCGGUGAACCUGUUCACACACUCAUCAUAGCGCCUGUGCGUGAAUUGGCCGAUCAGAUCCAAAAGGAGUGCGUCAAGUUUUCAUACCGGGCCGGCAUCAAGUCCGUCGCCGUGUAUGGUGGUGUGGCCACUGGCCAUCAGAUAGCCCAGCUUGAGCGUGGCUGUCACAUGGUUGUCGGCACGCCUGGCCGUCUCAUCGACAUGAUCGGCCGUGGCAAGAUCAGCCUGUCAAAACUGAAGUUCCUGAUCUUGGACGAAGCUGAUCGUAUGCUGGACAUGGGUUUCAUCGGCGCCAUUCGCCAAAUCGUCAACGACUGUGGCAUGCCAAGGGCUGGCGAUCGGCAGACACUCAUGUUUUCCGCCACUUUCCCUGUGGAGGUACAACAGCUGGCUCGCGAGUUCUUGCACGACUACCUGUUCUUGACGGUGGGUGUACUGGGCAGUGCUGCAUCCGAUGUCAAACAGACCAUGGUGCGCACCGCAGACAGUGAGAAGCGCGACAAGCUGGUUGAAAUCAUGAGUGCCAGCGGUACUGACCGAACCAUGAUAUUCGUUGAAACGAAGCGCAGCGCAGACUUUCUCGCAUCUUUCCUUUCGCAGCAAGGCUUCCCUACAACCAGCAUUCAUGGUGACCGUGAGCAGCGGGAACGUGAAGCAGCUCUGUCCUCGUUUAAGCGUGGUGAGCACCCUUUCCUCGUCGCCACCUCCGUGGCUUCCCGUGGGUUGGACAUCAGCAAUGUUUGCCAUGUCAUCAACUAUGACCUGCCAUCGGAGAUCGACGAUUAUGUCCAUCGUAUUGGCCGUACUGGUCGUAUUGGUCAUACCGGAAAGGCUACUUCGUUCUUCUCAGACAAGGACUCCAGAAUUGCGCGUGGUCUUGUGAAGGUUCUUUCAGAUGCCUCCCAGGAAGUCCCAGAGUGGCUGGAGGGUGCUGCUGAUUCUGCCACUGGCUCUGCAUAUGGCCGUGGUGGUGGCGGCGGCUUUGGAGGCCAGGAUGUCCGUGAGCGCGGUGGCGGCGGCGGCGGUGGCGGCUUUGGAGGAGGACAGGGAGACUUCGGUGGUGGAAGUGGUGGCGGCGGCGGCAGCGGUGAUUUUGAUUGGUGAGCUGCCCCCCAGCAUUGCACGGCCAGCCCAACGAUGAUAUUCAGUCCUACAUUGGCGUGCUGUUAGUACAUGUUGCUGGUCCACAUCCUGAUUGUUCUCGUCACAGCUUGGAAACACACCGUUUCAGCAGCUACUGCGUUGCCUCCUCAUGCUCAACUGCUACAUCUAGUAAUGCACCCACUACUGGUUCUCCUGCGUAGCGCACGAGUUGGAAGGUUGCGUUCUUGCAACGUAUCUUUCUAUCCUCGACAUGCUGCGAUGUGAGAUGUAAGGUUGACUUGGUGUGUCUGCGUUUAGUUAGAAUGUAAGGGAUUUGGUGUGUCCACUCGAGACCCGAUGUUUUUGUAUAUUUCUGUGUGGACCGGAUGGGGUCAUUCUAGUGGACUUGAUUUGUAUGCGUAUGUUUCAGUGUGUGCGUGUGUGUGUGAGAAAGCGUGUGUGUGUGUGUGUGAGCGGCUGAAAGAACUAUGUCUCGUACAGCACAGCAUGCAUGCGCAUACUGUUGAUCAACUGUUGCAGAGGAAGAGGUUUGCGUUUACGUAAUGAUGCAACCACAUUUAGUGAAUGAUCGAGUGCCUGUUUCGUACUGCUUUUGACAUUUUUACACCUUUUUUAUUCGGUAUAUUCUUGGCAGUACUACUCAGUCGGCUCAGCUUUGUGUGUAAUCGUUCCAACUAUGACUUAAUUCUUCGUAUACACCAUGGUCUUCUAGUUCCAUUUGUGUAGACCUGGACCGGCAGUUUUGCACUCCGUUAUUAGUUCCCUCGGUGUUUCUAGCUUUCUGCUCGCUCAGGUCGUGUGUGUUGUUGUUUAGGCGUGGUGUUUCUUUCCACUACUUUGUUCUUACUUUCUGAUCUUCCGCGCUGUAUGUGCUUCUCAACUCUUUCUUGGCUUUUUGUUCUUGUUAGUGUUUUCUAACAUCCUGGUCUUCCUUUCAGCCAUAUGCCGUGGCAUGUGUCUAGUGUUUAGCUUGAUACGCGCUGACUCCUGCGUGGACUGCAAUUGAAAGAAAAAAAACUAUUUGUGUUUUGUUCCCCUUUACCCUGGCUCUAAUGCUCUGAGAAUUGACUACCUAUAAGUCUGCUCUAUAACACAAUGCUUUUCAAGCUUCUGGCGAGAA